AUGGCCUCGUUGAAAGAACAAAAGCAACUAUUCGUCUCCGACCUUUUGGGAGGCAGUAUCUCCGAGAUCUAUCUCCUAACCAGCAUCUCGAUCACCUCAUGGUUGUCGUACAGUUUGGCCCAGAAGAGCCUCCAGAAGCGCGGAAGCAACGUCUCGUUGACUUUCGACUUUAUUUUCAACGCUGUCACUUUGUUGGCAGCCAUGACCAUCUACAGCCCGAGCCUCCAGUGGCUCCACUGGAUGGUCAUCAUUCCAGGAGUGGCUGUUGCCGUGUGGAGCAGAAACGUCCCCAAAAAAAUCGGUGCAAACGGGCCAAAAAACGCCCAAAAACGGGAAACCCUGGCUAAGAAACGCUCAAAUAACUCUACGGAUACCAACGGGGCUCUUCCCCCAGACUUUCUCCCCAAAAAGCCGUUCAUCACCGCCUAUCGCUCGCACAUGAUGAUCAUCACAAACCUCGCCAUUUUGGCGGUGGACUUCCCUGUUUUUCCCCGUCGCUUCGCCAAGGUCGAGACCUGGGGCACCUCGUUGAUGGAUCUUGGUGUUGGCUCGUUUGUGUUCUCGAUGGGCUUGGUGCACUCGCGGUCGAUUAUCAAGGCCCAGACCCUUCAGAAAGCCAGGUUCAACUGGCAAAACUACCUCCGAAUCGUGGCCAAGGGCAUCCGCAAGUCGGUGCCAUUGACUGUGUUAGGAUUGGUGCGGCUCUUCAGUGUCAAGGGCUUAGAUUACCAGGAACAUGUUACUGAGUAUGGAGUGCACUGGAAUUUUUUUAUGACUUUGGGGCUCUUUCCCACGCUUUUGGCACUCAUGGACCCCGUGCUCGUGUACUUGCCUCGUGCAUUGGUGGCCUUUGGGGUUUCUGUCGCCUACGAAGUGGUGUUGCACCGUGGAGGUUUAUUGAAGUAUGUGCUCACUGAGGGAAAUCGCUACAAUAAUGUGUUUUCCAUGAACAAGGAGGGCAUCUCGUCGUUUUUCGGGUACUUGAGCAUCUUCAUCUUUGGCCAGUCGUUCGGAUCGUUUGUGCUUCCAGCCAGAGCCACUCCCUACAACUUGGUGCAAAUCCAUAAUGGACAAACUGGGGUGCGCAACAAGCGCACGAAGACCAGCUGGUUCGAGAGGGCCACCACUGUGUCCACCACGCGGGGGCUCGUGAUAGCAGCUGUGUUCUACCAGGCAGUGUUUGCGUGGGUAUCGUCGUCGCCAUGGUUUUCCAAUAUCAGUCGUAGAUUGGUGAAUUUCCCGUACGUGGCAUGGGUGUUGUCCUACAACGCCACAUUCCUCUUGGGGUACCAUGUUGUGUCGCAGUUGGUGUUGGGGGUAGAGUCUCGGGUGUUGAACUCCACCAACAGCGGGGGCUUGGGGCUCUUUUUGGUGGCCAAUCUCUUGACAGGCUUGGUCAACAUGUCCAUCAACACAUUGCAGUGCAGCGACGCGGUGGCAUUCGGCAUCCUCGUGGUGUAUGCGGUUGCCGUGGUGGGUAUUGGGCUUGAAUUAGAUCGGAGAAAGCUCUACCUCAAGUUGUAG
Molecule: messenger RNA, 1524 nt
Organism: Suhomyces tanzawaensis NRRL Y-17324
Lineage: Eukaryota; Fungi; Ascomycota; Pichiomycetes; Serinales; Debaryomycetaceae
Gene: GWT1
Product: glucosaminyl-phosphotidylinositol O-acyltransferase
Exons: 1
Coding region: 1-1524 (507 amino acids)
Biological process (GO): GPI anchor biosynthetic process; protein localization to plasma membrane
Cellular component (GO): endoplasmic reticulum; membrane
Molecular function (GO): glucosaminyl-phosphatidylinositol O-acyltransferase activity
Source: RefSeq, a predicted model, not a curated record